AUGGCGGAUCCAUUAUCCAUUACCGCUAGUAUUAUCACGCUCAUACACGUCUCUGUUCAAGUGACGGUACUGGUCAAACAGUUUCGCGAUGAGGUGACUGUCGUGGAUGCGACGCUUACGAGCCUUCUCAACGAUGUGGGCGGGUUCCAGCGCGUACUAGAAUCCAUGAAAGAGACAAUCGAGGAAAAUGACAACAAAGAGACUCUACAAGCGACCGGUCAUGUAGGUAACCACUGGAAAAACCUCGCGCGCUCGCUGGAGGAUGGUGCAGACGCUUUACAGAAGCUGCACGCCACCUUAGACGGGGUCAACAAGAAGACAUUGGUCCUUGAUGCACCACGGAAGCAGCUCAGGUUGAAGGGCGCCUAUGAGCAAAUCGCGCGAUACCGGGAGCAGAUUCAAACAUCUCACACCGCGAUUCAGCUGUCGCUCAGUACAAUUGUCCUCUGGAACCAGGUGACUUUCCAAAAGUCGACUGAGAUGAUACCGAACAAAAUUGUUCCAACACUGGACAAAUUGUACGAUGAAUUCCGCACGUUCGGUGCUCUUCUCAAUGCAAAGAUCGAAAAGCUCCAAGAUGCCGUUGCGGAUCAGAACGACUUAGAAAAUUACGAACUUAUGUACAUGAACAACUUGCGGGAGUGUGUUCGCUCAGCCGCUGAUGUCGUGUCAACUGCUUCGACAACGCUUAACGCAGAUACGAGCGACAAGAUCUCCGUCAAGCAUGGUUCCGAUUUUGGAGACGUCUUCGUCAAAGACGCGAACGAACCCAUGCUACGUUGGUUUGCCUCGAACACCGUAUACGAUUUCGAAGACGUGGAAGCACCAUUAUCCGCUCCAUCGGAAGCUAGCAGUGGUGAUGUCCAAACAGAGUAUCAGUCAGACAGCGACUCAGAUAUCGAAAACGACCUGAUCCGAUCUCUUUUUAACGAGGGCAGAAAAAGGAAGGAAAUCGGCGAUUUAGAAAGCGCUAUUCGCUAUUUUCGAAACUGUCUCACGCGAUUUUCGUCGAAUGCUAGCUACACAUCUCUGACCUCAGCAAAAAGCGCAGCAGCAUGUGGCGUAUCAAAGAUCGAAUUACUCGAGCAUCUUAUUGAUUGCUACUGUCUUCUGGAAGCGUGGAGCAAAGCGAAAGCGAUCAUGAAAGACAAGCUAUUCAUUACCGAGCGCCAAGUUGGCAAGAAAGACGAGCUCUAUCUACGGGAUACUCUAAACCUGGCCGAGCUAAUGAUGAAGAAUCGUGAAUACGUCGAGGCGCAUCUCCAGGCACGGCGAUCAUUACGAGGAUUCAGGAAGCUGGGAAAACACGGGAAUGGUGGCUAUGAAGAAUGCUUAGAGUUCUUGAUUCGGAUUUGUAAGACCGAGGGGAAAAUAGACGAAGAAGAAGCUUAUUCAGCUUUACUGGCAAGCCAUGAGAGGAAGAUCAAACGGUCAGCUUCGGUACUUAGGACUAUAGCGCCGUCUCACGAUAGCGCAAACCUUCAGUCAGCUUUCAGCCUGAUCCUAGAGGAUUCCGCUGAAGCAGCCCUUGUAGUCUCUCGACAAGCAGAGGAGACGCCGACUCAUGUGCAUGACUUGGGGAGUAAUGAGGCACUACCGACAGAGACAGAGGGUCCGACUCUGCCUUUACCUGCCGAGCUCCAAGUCCAACCCCCUGAGAGCUCUCAGUUCGACGAUGCAGAUGAGGCCACCUCGGAAGAGAACUCCAAAAGCGUCUCCGAAAGAGAAGAGAUGACAUCUGCACAUCAAUACCCAAUAGUUUCUAGACCGAGCCCAAUCUCGACGAGCCCAAGUACUCCACAGGAUUACGAAACGGUAUCGCUGCCUGGCGACGACAUCUUAGCGUCAGAACAGAACUUGUUGACUUUGGUAUCACAAGAGUACAUAGGUACAUUAAGCACGGAAUCUGCUACACCUGAUUUAGGAGUCAGCUCUGAAUUGCCCGCUACGCUGACUUCACCGAACUCUGGAGACCAUUCUCACCUCGAUGUAUACGCGGACCACAUUGCAGCUGCUCAAUUCACUUGCAUGUUAUACAAUGCUGCGGCGGAUGAAGCGACCAAAAAGGCACUGAAGAGUCAAAGAAGAGACGCUCGUUUUCUGAGAGCAUACUGUAACUUGUUUCAUGGCCAAGAUCCUCACUACUAUACAGAAAGACGUGACGACGGUUACUGUUGUAUGAUCAGGAUCAACAUUAAACACGGUUGGCAUUGCAUAGUGUCGGGCUACGAGAUUGAACAACAGGCAAAGGAUGCAGCAGCAGCUAAAGCAUGCGAGAUGCACAUCUCUCGUGCAGACGAAAUGCUUACGUUGGAUACAAUGGAGCGACGCGAUCCUAGCUCCGACAAGGAACUAUGUAUCCCAUACGAUAGCCAUUUACUCCCCGAAACAUUCUUGGAGCGAUUAGAAGGAGUGGGAGCCGCAUCUUUUUCCCCUAUCACAUUCGCAGAUAUACCCCAUAUCACGAUAUCAGCGGAAACCGAUGAACAACCUACAGGCACCGGCAACGGGGAAGUCGCGACACCUACUUCGGAAAAUUCGACAAAUUUAUCGAGAGUACGGCGUAGUGCAUCCGAUUCUAAGAUACUUCCCAACCAAGCAGCAGGACAAGGGCUUGUCGAGAAGUUUCUUGCAAGCUCUACCAAUGAUUUCGAGCGUCAAGCGCUUGACCGCUACCAGACACUAUUGACACCAUUGAAUCUGAAUGCACCAAAAGGCGCGAUCAUACGGCGGAAGGUGAUACUACUAGGAGACACAUUAUGUGGUAAAAGCUUCCUCGCAAGCACGUGGAGUGAAGGGGUUGUUCCAGAGGAAGAUACACCUGUGAUGAAUCACUUCAUCAAGUCAACGAAGAUCAAGGAUCGUCAAGUCGAGCUUGUCAUCUGGGACAACACCGGUAGAGAAGGCUAUGAGAUAAUGCGCCGUCUCUCAUACGAUGAUGCGCACAUAGUGUUGAUAUGCUUCGACAUCGGUGAUCUAGACUCAUUUGAGAAUAUUGACUAUAUGUGGAGCGUUGAAGUGAACGAUUAUCUCCGCGAUCUGCCUAAGAUACUUGUUGGGUGCAAGAAGGAUCUCCGCAAUGAUAACGCAAAACUCGACAGCUUGCAUCGUCAGCAUUUGAUACCAAUAUCUCCAUAUGCUGCUGACCGGCUUGCAAUGAAGAUACAUGCUCUAGCAUACUUCGAGACAUCGGCCAUUAAGCGACAAGGUCUCUCGGAGCUCUUUGACUAUGCAGCGGAGGCUUCCCUGAGAACGGUGCCGAAAUCCAAGACAAGUGGUAUAAGAAAAGCUUUGUCAAGGGGAAUCCAAGGUUGA
Messenger RNA from Alternaria atra, 3315 nucleotides. RefSeq lists its product as uncharacterized. Gene Ontology annotation, molecular function: protein binding; GTPase activity; GTP binding. The record is from RefSeq and is a predicted model, not a curated record. Gene Ontology annotation, biological process: small GTPase-mediated signal transduction. Bases 1 to 3315 code for a protein of 1104 amino acids. The transcript has 5 exons. Lineage: Eukaryota; Fungi; Ascomycota; Dothideomycetes; Pleosporales; Pleosporaceae.